Paraphaeosphaeria sporulosa is the source of this 1473-nucleotide messenger RNA. RefSeq names its product cysteine proteinase. The transcript has a single exon. Gene Ontology annotation, biological process: protein deubiquitination. Bases 1 to 1455 code for a protein of 484 amino acids. The record is from RefSeq and is a predicted model, not a curated record. Gene Ontology annotation, molecular function: cysteine-type deubiquitinase activity. Lineage: Eukaryota; Fungi; Ascomycota; Dothideomycetes; Pleosporales; Didymosphaeriaceae.
AUGGCACGAUGGCGAGGCGGAAGUUACAAAACUAUGGCUGAUCGAAAUGAAGCCAUACGAGCAAUGAAUGAAUUCAGAAGAGCAACAAAAGAGGAAAAGCGAAGAAAAGAUAAAGAAAAGCGAGACAAACGUAACGCAGAUAGAAGAAAAGCAGCUACCCCCAAAGCCAGGGCUACCCGUGCCGCCGUGACUGGCCGGUCUACACGCAGUACAGGGAGUCGAUUCUUGUUCCCAACAACCGGCACAGGGCGCACUGAUAUGCAAACUGAGUACGAUAAUAUUUCGAACGACAUGCCAAAAGACUGGCUACCAGCGAAUCUCAGAGCCAAUAUCAAUAAAAUGCCCCGCCCCAACCUUAGGCCUCGCGGCAUCGAGAACCCUGGCAACCAUUGUUAUUUGAACUCAAUACUCCAAGCUUUCAUGCAUAUGCCUCAGUUUCUUCACUGGAUUCGCGGCCAUGUAGUUACACAGAACUGUACCCCACACUGGGAGCCUGAGGACCCUGGUACCCGACCUGAUGAACGUAUAUACACACACGGGCCAUGUAUAUGCUGCAGCAUGAAGGCUUUGGUAGAGGAAUAUUGGGGCCCCACAGAUCCAUUGACCCGUCCAAUCCGUUGGACUUCUGCCUCUCUAGAAGCGAUCAAAAGAAUUGCAUUCCAGAACUUCGACACCGGUUUCUCACUAGAAACUGAAGCAAGAUUUGUUCGCGAGCAACAAGAAGAUGCACAAGAAGCUUUGGUCUUCCUUCAAAAUGUGCUCAACGACUACGACACUCGCACAGACCAAUUCGACGCAAUGUUCAGGCUAUGCCUUGUCCCAAUGCACACCUGCACCGACUGCGGGAAACACAAAGAAGCAGUCGUACAGACCGACGCUAAUCUUCUGGUCACCUUCGAUAAGCAGACGCACAACACCGUCGCAAGUGCCAUCCACGACAAGUUCGAGAAAUACCCCGGACCAGAAUCUAAGUGCGAGUCUGCGACCUGCGGAGGUGCCAACACCGACAAGCUACAAGUCUGGAUAAUCAGAGCAGCACCUCGCAUCCUCACCAUAACGUUAGUUGUUUUUGACUACCAGGAGGAUACCCCGAUCAAAAAGCUGCACGCGGUUGAGAUCGGGGAAGAGCUUGAUCUCACGCGGUACCAGGAGGUGAAGGUUGUUCCCCUGAAAUACAGACUGUCCACCGUCGUCUCACACAGUGGAAAUACCGCGAACGCCGGACAUUACGUUGCCAGUGUGCGGAGCCAGGGCGCCAGUCCUUUUUUCAAUAUCAACGACCAUCGAGUGUUGUCCAUCAACCCCGCAGAGUUUCGAGCGAAUCCGCAGAGACCCCCAGGGGUGCGUACUAUGCAGGGAUUUCAGGCUUAUAUGUUGACGUACAUCAUGGAUGAAGCGCCAGUCGAGCGCUUUCUCGGGGUCGGGGCGAGGGAAAGAGCGCGGUUGGCAUCUUGAAGCUUGAUCGUAGCCCAC